CUAAUAUUAGUGUAGCUGCUCAGGCCUCGAUUUUAUCUCUAAUACUAUCAAAAUCCUUCUUAAUAGCUGCUCUUAUGCUUUGUUCAAAUGUUUGCCAAUCCUCAUCAAGAAAUCAUACUCAUGCUGAUUAUGUGGCUUCAACAAACUAA
This is a messenger RNA of Scutellospora calospora, 149 nucleotides long. The record is from the annotation of a GenBank genome assembly. Lineage: Eukaryota; Fungi; Glomeromycota; Glomeromycetes; Diversisporales; Gigasporaceae.